GCGAGCGGGGAGCGCGGCAGCGGCGGCUGGGACGACCCGGCGGGAGCGGAGGCCGAGCCAGCCGAGCCGAGCGCGCCCACGCCCCUUCCCCGCGCCCGCCGCCCGCAGCCCCGGCCCGCGGAGACAUGAGCGCCCGGCGGCCCGACGCACCCCAGGCGCAGCGGCGCGGCCCAGCGGCCCCGUGAUGGGCUCCUGCGUGUCACGAGAUCUGAUCACAAGUGCCCACAAGGACGUCCCCAUGCCCCAGGGCACGGACCCCCUGAACCCAGACCUGCCCUCCGGCCACCCACCGUCCAUUGCUCCAGACCAUGUCACUGGCAAGGACAAACAGAUGGAUUUCUGUUGGGAUCCUUGGCAGAGGUGCUUCCAGACCACCAAUGGCUACCUGUCCAACUCCAGAUCCUGCUCUGGCAACUACAACGUGGCAGCCCUGGCCACCUCGUCCCUUGUGGGGGUGGUGCAGAGCAUCAAGGACCACAUCACAAAGCCCACAGCCAUGGCACGAGGCCGCGUGGCCCACCUCAUCGAGUGGAAGGGCUGGAGUGCCCAGCGGUCGGGCUGGGAGCUAUCUCCGGCCGAGGACGAGCGUUACUGCUGCCUCCCGGACGAGCUGCGCGAGGCGCGUUUUGCUGCAGGGGUUGCUGAGCAGUUUGCCAUCACAGAGGCCACGCUGAGCGCCUGGUCCUCGCUGGACGACGACGAGCUGCAGCUCGAGAGCAGCCCCCAGGACGCCGUCCAGCUCCAGGACCUGGAGAGCAUCUACCUGCAGGACAGCCUCCAGAGCGGCCCCUCACAGGAUGACAGCCUUCUGGCCCUCUCCUCUCCCGGCCUCUCCUCCGACGCCUGGCCCUCUCCCGAGGAGCCCCCCAUCACAGCCGCCGGCCUGCAGCCCCCCAGCCCAGCACGGCAGCAUCGGCAGCGGCUGGCAGGGGCCCUGGGGCCCGAGGGUGGGGCCCGCCCGCCGGGCUCCCUCCCGUUGGUGGACAGCGGCUCCCUGUGGGAGGAGGACGAGGUGUUCUACAACUGAGGCGCGGGCUGCAUGGGUCCAGCGCCUGCGCACACCACGACCUUGCCCGGCGGGCAGCCCAGGCACAUGAGGACCCCGCGGUCCAGGCCUGGGCAUCUCGACCCAUCGGGGCAGACAGGGUGGGCGGGGAGCCAGCACUCCUGUGGACCACUCUGUGCCUCGGUGGACCUGCCUCCAGCAGUGGGAGCCAUAGCCCCUCCUCCCUUCAUCACUUGGUGCAGGUGGGCACCUUCCCCAGCGGGGCGUCUGCCUCCAGGGAGCUCAAGGACUCUCUGCAGACACCAGGGCAGCCGGCCCCAGGCGGACACUUGGAGUGGGGCCUGGAGUGGGGCCUUGACCCUGGGGCUCGGUCCCUCCCUCACCCCUCUGUAUAUCUGCCCCCACCAAAGCGGGGGUAGCCACUUCACUCUGGUAGCUAAGCCUCACUCCUCAGCUCCUCACGAGGACGUCUGUCUGUCCCCCACUCUCUGAGCCUGCUUCCUUGGUGCCCGUGCACCCCAUUCAGGGAGCCCACUCACCUCCUCGUCCCACUCCCAUCUCCCCAAAGUUCUCUAAAGACAUUAAAGUCGUGGAUUCA
Messenger RNA from Propithecus coquereli (Coquerel's sifaka), 1604 nucleotides. It is a transcript of the gene FAM131C, whose product is annotated as family with sequence similarity 131, member C. Lineage: Eukaryota; Metazoa; Chordata; Mammalia; Primates; Indriidae. The transcript has 7 exons. The record is from RefSeq and is a predicted model, not a curated record. The coding region runs from base 185 to 1027 and encodes 280 amino acids.